AUAGGAAGGUGUGUUGCAGAACCCGAAAUUUUAAAAAUAGGGAACUAUUAAACGGGAUGGCGCCUAGAAAUACGGUAGUUUCCGGGUGAAAACGGGAGCUUGCUCAUAUUUACAGGUAUGCUUAUACUUGGCUCAAUACAGCAGUUGUCUCACUUCCAUGCCACAUUGUACUUUGGCCAACAGAUGGCGACAUAGAGGACCCGUAUGCAAAUUGUGUUACAGCUGCAACCUUGCAGAACUUCAAACCGAAUCCAGAGUUGUUGUUUUUUAAACAAAAUCAAAUCAACACUUUGUUUAGCUUUGCUCUGGAGCCAGACGUGCGUUGAAGCCAUUUUGGGAGGUAGCGUAACAGGUUAUGCAAGAAUUGGUCAAACACCGCCCAUCAGGUGUUUUUUGUUCGGAGAAGUGGCUCAAUAGACGAUUGGAGUGUAAGCGAGUUUCACUUCAGGGAUCUUUCUUUACUGUACCUCGACCACCCGUGGGAGCCUACAUGCCUGCCAUCCAUAAACCUUCCCCAAGGGACUGUCGAAGUUGAGAAAGCAUCGAUGUUUUUCCGUCUCGCGUGUCGGACAUGGCCUCUGCUUCUCCUGGGAGGGUUUGUGCUGUCAGGAGUGCCUCGUGUCUCAGGUAUUGAGAUCUAUGCUCCCACUGAAGUGGAAGCGGUUAACGGGACCAAUGUCAAACUCAAGUGCACCUUCCGCUCCAGUCACCCCGUGUCAACCCAGUCCGUCAUAGUGUCCUGGAACUUCCGUCCACUGAAUUCCAAAAGAGAGGAGUCGGUGUUCUACUACCAGGAGAUACCCUACCCACCUCAGAACGGACGUUUUAAAGACCGCGCGGUGUGGUCAGGAGAUGUUACAAGAAAUGACGCCUCCAUCACCCUGCAUGAGGUGCCCCCAACCUUUAAUGGCACGUACAUCUGCAACGUACGCAACCGUCCAGAUGUGCACGGCAGCAACAGAGAGACCAACCUCAGAGUUGUCAGCAAAGCCUCGCUCUCAGAGAGCACAAUCCUGCUCAUCUCAAUUGCCGGCGGCUGCGCGCUAAUACUGCUCCUCCUCGGAAUCUUCGUGGCCGUGAAGUACAAGAGGAAGAAGAGGAGGGGGGAGGACAUGGAGAUGCGCACCCGGGAGCCCGAGCGCAAGGACCCGACCGUGUGUAAACCCGAGGAGGCGGUGCAUCUCACUCUUGUCAAAGAGAAGAAGCAAGUGGAGAGCUCAGAUGAUGAAGAGUCUGAGCCCAGCAGCGGCGAUGACGAUGAAGAGGAGGACGGAAGUGAAGAAGAUGACGAUGAUGAUGACGACGAUGAUGAUGAUGAUGACGGCGAUGAUGAUUAAAUGUGACACAGCAGCCGUCGCAUUACCCCACCGCACCCUUGGUUAUUAAUUAUUGCCUCCGCCGUUUUGAUCACCGUUUGUUUACGCAAAAAGAGACGAUUUCGGUGCCUGGCGAAGAGCCCGUCAUCCGAAUAUAGUUAUACUUUGACUUUACGCUUUUACCGUGUACUUGCAUUGGGGCCAAGUGGGGCAGUGACCCAGAUCCAGCAGAUGUCCUGAAUGGAACAGGAUGGCAUUGCACGUCAGACGGGCAUGUGUCAGAUGGUGUCAGUUGUAGUUGUAGUUGUGUUAUGGAUUGUUGUGCGUCUGUUCAAGGUGACGCUUUUCUUCUUUAGCUUCAAUUACUCGCUGCUGCUGCUGCUGCUGCUGCUGCUGCUGCUGGGCCAGUGCUGUGUGAUGAAUUUGUCAUAUUACAACUAACAAGCAGAGGCAGUGGAGCUUUGGCACCUCGUACCAAUGCAUACAGUGUUUUUGUAUACUGCUGCCACUUUGCACUUACUAUGAGCACCGUCAUAGAUGAGUUCAACACUGCACUAAGAAAUAACAUUCAACUUUCCUACUUUCCAAUGCUGCUGCAAAUUGACAAUUGUUCUUCCACAAAGCAAUACUUUUUUGUACGUUGGUAACAUUGCACACAUCAUUUUGUAUUUUGAGUUUGUACAUACCAUAGUGUUAGGUAGAGCUUCUCCCUU
Molecule: messenger RNA, 2029 nt
Organism: Dunckerocampus dactyliophorus (ringed pipefish)
Lineage: Eukaryota; Metazoa; Chordata; Actinopteri; Syngnathiformes; Syngnathidae
Product: myelin protein zero-like protein 2
Exons: 5
Coding region: 546-1337 (263 amino acids)
Biological process (GO): cell-cell adhesion
Cellular component (GO): membrane
Source: RefSeq, a predicted model, not a curated record